Messenger RNA from Sus scrofa (pig), 9766 nucleotides. It is a transcript of the gene TTPAL, whose product is annotated as alpha tocopherol transfer protein like. Gene Ontology annotation, molecular function: phosphatidylinositol bisphosphate binding. NCBI's taxonomy places the organism in Eukaryota, Metazoa, Chordata, Mammalia, Artiodactyla, Suidae. Gene Ontology annotation, cellular component: membrane. The record is from RefSeq and is a predicted model, not a curated record.
ACUCACAGUGGCGCGGCCGCCUUCCCACGCCCUAUGUACGUCACUUCCGGCGAGCGGCCGGGCCGGCCGGGCAGGGAGUGCGGGUCGCUUCUGUGUACGCUGCGGACGAGGCUCCCGCUGCCGAUUGACCCGCGCUCCGCCCCGUAGCCGGGCCGGGAUCCUGGAAGCUCAUGUCAGAAGAAAGUGACUCUCUUCGAACCAGCCCUUCUGCGGCCUCACUUUCGGAGAAUGAGCUGCCGCUGCCACCGCCACCCGCACCCAUUGGCUACGUGUGCUCGCUGACCGAGGAGCUGGUUGCCAAAGCCAGGGAGGAGCUGCAGGAGAAGCCAGAAUGGAGACUUCGCGAUGUCCAGGCCCUCCGUGACAUGGUGCGGAAGGAGUACCCCAAUCUGGGCACCUCCCUCGAGGACGCCUUCCUGCUGCGCUUCCUCCGAGCCCGCAAGUUUGACUAUGACCGGGCCCUGCAGCUCCUGGUCAACUACCACAGCUGCCGGAGAAGCUGGCCCGAGGUCUUCAACAACCUGAGGCCGUCGGCCUUAAAAGAGGUCCUGGCGUCCGGAUUCCUCACCGUGCUGCCCCACACCGACCCCAGGGGCUGCCACAUCCUCUGCAUCCGCCCAGACAGAUGGAUCCCAAGCAACUAUCCAAUUACCGAAAACAUCCGAGCCACAUACCUGACGUUAGAAAAACUCAUCCAGUCUGAAGAAACCCAGGUGAAUGGAAUUGUCAUUCUUGCAGACUACAAAGGAGUGAGCUUAUCCAAGGCAUCUCAUUUUGGCCCUUUCAUUGCCAAAAAGGUGAUUGGCAUCCUUCAGGACGGCUUCCCCAUUCGGAUAAAAGCAGUCCACGUAGUCAAUGAACCUCGAAUAUUUAAAGGCAUUUUUGCCAUCAUAAAACCAUUUCUGAAGGAGAAAAUAGCAAACAGAUUUUUCCUUCAUGGGUCUGACCUCAACUCUCUCCACACAAACCUUCCAAGAAACAUCCUCCCCAAGGAGUACGGGGGCACGGCUGGAGAGCUGGACAUCACUGCCUGGAACGCCGUGCUGCUGGCCUCGGAGGAGGACUUUGUGAGGGAGUUCUGCCAGCCGGUCCCUCCCUGCGACAGCAUCCUGGCCCCGGCGCCCGAGGCGCUGGGUCCAGAUGCGCCGUGUGAUGACUCCACGCGGGCCGUGAAAUCACAGCUGUACUCCUGCUAUUAGCCAGGCCCCGUGCAUGUCGCCAUCCUUAAAACCUUUCCCCCUCCCUCUGGAGAGGCACAAGGGGAGUUUGAGGUGCCAUGGAUUGUCUUGCUCCUUGUAAUUAAACUGCAGCUUGGAAGCCAAGCCUGUAGAGCCCCAAGGUGAGCCAUGGGGCCAGCCCUCGGUUACUGAGUCCCUCUCAAUGGACCCGGAUGAGGCUCCCCCCAGUGAUCCCACAUGUUUGAAAUCCCAGUGUAUAGCCAUUGAUUUAGAAGCCGUGUGUGGUUCUUCUACAUCUCUGAGCAAGAAAAACCAGGACCAAAGUCACUCUGAUCCUGUGUUCCAGGAUAAAACAGCCUGAUUGGCCGUGAAAAGUUUGGCCCAGCCUGCAGGAUGGCCACACAGAUGGUGGGAGUUUGUGUCUGUCACGUGAACCCUUACUACAGACCUCGGCUGUGCCUCAAGAAACUUCAUGACGAAGGUCCAUCACUGGGGCUGGACAGCACCUUCACUGAACGAUGCAAGCACCAGGACAGAAGCAGCACCUCCUGAUCAAGUUUGGGAGCCAGGGACCUCACGCCUCUGGGAUUUAUGGGUUGAAUCUUGCAAUAGGAACUGAAGUUUUUCCCAAACCCAUAAAGCCUUAGUCCUGGUUCUCAAUAGAGUCAUACAUGAUCCUAGAUUAUUGUGUACCUAAAACCCUGGAUGCCAGGAGGUCUGCAGAGCUUAAACAGUUCUGGCCUAAGAAUUGAGAGACCUGGGCCCAGCCUCAGAUGUGUGACUCUGGAUAAGACUGAGCCUCUGUGGGCCUCCGUUUUCUCAUCUGUAAAGUGAGGCCGAAUGAAGUGAUGCCCAGGGCCCUUUUGGCUGCUACUGAGGUUCUGGGAUUUGAUUUAGUUAUCUAUUAAAUAUUAGAUAGCGGUUUCCUGCCUAGAAAGAUGACUCUCUAGGUCCCAGUGGUUGGUUUCUGAUUUUCGUGGUAUGCACGGGCCUUUCCCAGAGGCAUACGCCACUUUUUGGUCCCACCUUUUAAAGAAACUAACAUGUAUAUUCCUGGGACUCAGCAGUACCCAUUUUCUUUUCAUGGUGAAGACUAAAUUUGAAAAGGAUGGCCUUCGUGAGAGCAGGUGAGAUGCCCAGGAUCUUGGGAUGAAUACUUUCAUCCCUGAGACUCUGGCAAUAUAUUUUAAACUUGGCAAUGAUGGAUGGUUAAGUUACUUGGGGUUCAUAAAUUCUGGCUUCUGAAUAUGAACACAAGGGGAAGUUAUUCUGGGACCCCCCCUCCCCCAACCCACUUGAGUUUCUCUUUCUUGUGUCCAGCCAGACUGAAUGUUAGUUCUGCAUUUCGGCACUUUAGACCCUUCCUGUCAAGAAAUGAGCCUUAGCCCAAGCGUCAUAUUAGGUGAUUCAUCUGAUGGCUUUUGACCUAUUUCCUUUCAUCUUCAUUCCAUGCAAAUUGUGUUAAAAAGUGACAAGUACCACACGUUGUGUAUGUACCUUCUCUGUGCAUUUGUUAGACCAGCAGGCAAGGUGGAUGGCUGUUAGGACUAGAACUGUCCUCUGAAAUUCAAAGGCCAGUCAGUUGUUAAUAAGCUGUUCAACUCUCUAGCACUUUUUAAAAUGUCUGGAGAAAGUUGUUGAUGGAACUUACUUACCUCGUUAGUACCAAUUCCAGGGAAAACUCUUUUCACCAGAUAUAACCCUGGAUGCUCUAGGGACCUGGCUGGGCCGGAAGUCAAAAUGCACACCCUUGGCUGCCGCUAGUCCCAUCUGACAAUGAUAAUGUGACCAGCACUGCUGGAAAGGUCUAAACAGGACGACUGGGAUGGCUAUAGCAGAGGGUUCAGAACCCAACUGCCUGGAUGGGAGAACUGGUUAGAGGUUUUCUUAAGUCCCAGAGAGGACAGAGAGUUAAAAAACAGUUAGACAGGAAUCAUUGAGCCCGCCAAAUUUCCAAGGUUUAACUGUGCAUUGCAUUCCUGGCCAAAUUGCCUUUGUCCGUGUGUCCUAACAGAGGGAUGACCAAGCUCAUCUAGAGAAAUUUCUCAAAGACCAGGAAGGAUGUUGCCCAUUUCCCAGACGUUUCCAGUUGGAUCAAGGAGCUAUUUCAUUCAGCUUCGGAAAGGAGUCAGAGCCAAGCCUGUCUACCUUCUGGAGCUGCUAUGUUUUCUUUUGGCUCUGGAGGAUCAAAUGGUUUUGGCACAUCAGGAGGUUUGAAUCAAGCUGGGAAACCAAGACCACAAUGGGUGGAAACAUGGCGGUCUCCACACGGCUUGACCAGGUGUCUGCGUAAAGUUGCCCCAGCGGAUUGGGGGGAGCCCAUAGGAGCAUCCGGGAGCUUCGCUCAGUAGUGAGGUCACAGUGAUAGAGCAAGUAAGAGAACACUGGUUUUCCUUCAGGGAAAAGUUCCUACGCAUUUCACCAACACCUGAAAAUUACCUUUUCCUUAAAUUCAGGGUAGUGUGGUGUAGGUAAGGGAGAAGAACAGUAAACCGGGAGACCUGUCAGCUUUACUUUGCCAGGGGGCCUUGCAUCAGCCACUUAACACUCCUGAAUCAUCUAUAUGGCAAAGGGGAGCUACACUCUUGAGCUCUGAACCCUUUGUUCCUGGCAUCGAAGGUUUUGUUUUUUCCCCAUUUGGGUUAUUCUUUAGGAAAUUUAGGUCUGAAUGAAUUGACACCUAAAGCUUCCAAGUGAAUCUGUCAGCCUGGUGAUGUGGGAGAUUGUCUUCCUCCUUUUCUAAACAAAAUUGUGGAAUACUAUACUCUUCCUGGAAUCCUAUUCUCCCUUCACGGGCAGAAGCUGGACAAAUCUAUAGAAACAGCCAGAAAUGCAACCCUGGCUUGCCCUCCUGUGUUUCUUACUUGCUCUUGGCAAAGGUGGCUCUAGCUCCCCUAUACUUCAUCCUGCUUUCACAAGAAGCCACCUGUCCUUAAGGGUUUCCCAACAUUUCAGUUCAGAUACUUUUUUGCCAGAAAUAGAGUCAGGGUAAUGAGAGAUAUUUUUUCUUAAUUCCCAUGAGCUAUUAAGCCUUUCAGAAUUCUUCCUGGGUGGGCAGUUGCUUUAAAUGCCCUGAUUCUCAGAUCAGUCAUAGGAUUGCUUUUUCAUUUGGGCAGGUGAAAGCUCCAGUACUGUUGUGGCAUUAUUAUAAUGCCUCAUUUUAAGGUUUUUUUUUUUUCUUUUGCUUUUUUGGGACUACACCUGUGGCAUAUGGAAGUUCCCAGGCUAGAGACUCAAUCAGAGCCACAGCUGCCAGCCUACACCACAGCCACAGCAAUGCCAGAUCCUUAACCCACUGAGCAGGGCCAGGGAGCGAACCCACAUCCUUAUGGAUACCAGCUGGGUUCUUAACCUGCUGAACCAAGACGGGAACUCCCUUAAAGUUUUCCUUUGAAAUCUCUUCUUUCAUUUAGGAAGGAAAAUAAGUAGCUGUCGUGUGGCCAGAGAAUAUGGAGAUGCCAAAUAGAAACAUAGCGACUGUUCAGGAGAGGUGUCAGUUCUGCUCAUGCGCCUCAGUCCUGGGAUCUGUGAAUUUUGUAAAUCUCAAGUAAAUGCCCUUCUGCUCUGACUCAGAAAUGGUCUGCUUGAAAUAGAAAUAAUAAACAAUGUCAGAGUCAAAUAUUCUUUUAUAGGGUCUGCUCCAUGGAAAGGCCCAGGCUGAUUUGUGGAUGGCAACGCUAGUGACCAAUUGACUCUUUGCCAAUUAUCUGCUUUUCCUUUCAUCUCACUGGCGCCAUGUUUAGUUGGGCAGUUAAGUAGCUGCCAUUGGGAUUCUGAUGGAUAUGCCUUGGCCUCUCGGCAUAUCAGGUGGGAAGCUGUUACAAACGAAACACUUGAAACUUCUCUGGGGCCAAGAGCCUCUGACACCCCCUCCGAAGGGGUGAGAGGUGGACUUUGUGACCAGACAGGGGCACCAUUUCAGCCACUGGUCGCAUUCCUCGCUUCAAACUGAAAUUCAGUUUGGCUUCAAGUAUGGGGACACGUGGUGGAUUCAUCUACUUCAGUGUUUGUUUCGAUCAAAAGUUUAUUUUUCUAGUGCAUUUUCUAAGUCAAAAUGGUGAAAACAUGUACUUUUAGUAUGCAUGACUGGGUCUUAAAUAAUAAAAAUCUCUGUAAGGUUGAGUGCGUGUGGAGCUCCUCUGUGACGACAGCUUGGGGUAAAAGCUCUGAGAGUUUAUUCACGGUGCACCACGGCCCAGGCAGAGCCUCUUUCCUGGUGGGGCCAGAAGUACUGCGGCGGCAUGUGUGUUCCCUGGCUGGCUGCCUCUGGAGAUCGUGUGCAGUGAGAGACACCGAUGUGAAGAAAGGAGGUGCAGCUAGAGGCACACAGUGACAGAGGUGAUACACAAACUUCUAGCAAGACCCAGAUGGACUUCCCAGACUGGCCUUGACUUGAUAGCUAACAAUUCCUGAGUGCUCAUGUGGGCUGGGCAUCUGUUGUGUUAGGUGCUUCACAUACAUAAUCUCAUUUAAGGCUCAAGGACCCUCAAUAAAAUUAUUGUCCCUGUAGAGAAAAGUGAGGCACAGAGACGUUAAGCAGCUUGCCCAAGGACACACAGCUUAGUCAAGAAGUAGCACUAGGAUUCAAGGCCAGGCAGUCUUACGGGAGGGCACUAUUUCCUCCUGAUGGUUGGAGCCAGGCUGUGCAGUUAGCCCCCCAGACAGACUAGAGAGGGGAAAAGGAAGGACUUAUAGGGUAACCAAGUCAGUGUAAAAACUGACUUGUUUUCUGAUUUCUUGGGAAAUACAAAGCACAAGUUCUUAACCUCGAGACCCAAGUCGUUGAACAUUUUUCUCUGGAAGCACCUAUGAGUGACUCCACACUCCUUGAGGGGUGACUAGGGCAUGGCUUGAUCCGCUCUGGUCCCAUACUGUUUAGCUGCCCCCCGUCUGUCUCCCCAGAGAAGAGGCUAGGUCGCCGUGGUGGGUGUAGUGUGCUAGGGAUGGGUGGAUUGAGAACACUCAGGAUAGCCAUAUCCUUACUGUUGGCUUCUGAUGAUGCAAUAGGCAGGGACUUAAGCUGCAACAUACCAGCUCUCCAGGUCAGCUUCUCUUAGGAAUCUGAACUCAAGUCUAUUUCUCAUAUUUGGAAAAACUACAGCUACUGGCUCCAAUCCUUUUUACCUCAUAACAGUAUUACAGGGAUCAACUUAAGUUACUUUACAAGCCAUGGGAGUUACUUUCAAUGUUAUGAGUCAGCACUUUCUGGCUUUUUUCUACAACACCUCCUCAUUUUCCCCAGUGCCCACUCUUCAUAUAGGACUGGUCAGCACGCCCAUAUAAUCAGUGGUCCCAAAUCUUUCAUGUUAUUAUAUUUAAGGUAGGGAUAUAAAAUCUUUUAGGGUACCACUUUUCUGGAAAAAAAUUUUUAACAAAAUGCCCACCCUCUUACCUGGUAAGACGCCCCUCACCUGGGAAGAUAGCAGUUACUGCCUUCAGGGAGCUGCUAACUUUCCUUCAUCAGUGAUGGGUAGUUUAGAGACCUCACUGGUUCCCCUACAUGUCUCUAAACAGUUUCUAGUUUAUCUUAUUGCCUACAUCCUAAUAGGCCAAGGGAAACUGGGGUUUAAUUGAGGGAAAAAAAAAAAAAAAAAAGCCCUAGGUUUGUUUUUCUGUUUUGCCUCUUACUGUGGGCAAGACACGAACCUUUCUAAACCUCAGUUUGAUCUAUAAAAUGGGACAAAUGUCUACUCAUUGCUUGGUACCAGAUGCUAUUCUGAGAUGGCUCUUAUUUUUCCUUACCUGAGGAUUUAGGCAUAGUGUGGCUUGAGUCACCCAACAGUAACUAGGAGACCACUCAGUAGGUGUCUGAUUUGAUCUCCUAGGUAACACGAUGGAUAGAUGAAGUGUAAAGAGAUGAACAUGACAUCGAUAGGCAUAAGCCUGCUAUCUGCCAUCAAUCCACUGAGGUCAAAUGCACAGCUCAUAUUAUCGAAUACUCACUUCAGCUUGAAUGCGUGAAAAACAUAAUCAAGCAGGGACUUGUAAUGGACAAAAAGGCUGUCCUGGUUUAAAUUACACCUGAGUUAUGGUUUUGGUCCAGAACAUCAAAAGCACUGAAAACCAGGUCUAUGACCAUUCUUUAGGAGCAUCUUUGAUUGUCAAGAGAGUUUUAUUUCCCAUCCUAGCAAGAGCAACCUAGAAAGUGAACAUUCAGCAAGGGCCUACAAGCUUUCUCCCAGCUUGAAAGCAUGUAAAAGUGGCGGCCACAGCUGCUGCCUUUGAUGAAUCCCUAGAGCACACUGCUGACCUCAAAGCCAGGGCUCCCAAUCUGUGAAAGUGGUGGGUAGGUCUGUUCCUGGUCAUGAGACACGAGGUGACUCUCCUAAUCAGAUGACACCAUGAGGUCUGAGGAUUCAAAAUGCUUCUUGCUUUCAAGUAUGAUCUUGGGCUUACUCAAAAUCCUGAAUUUUUUCAUGCUGGUAUACAAUUUAGCACUCAAUAUGUAUAAUUCACUUGAGUCCUGAGUAAAAUACCAGGUGUCCUAGCAACAGGCCAACUUUAAUUUAUUCUUAGGGCAUAACCAAGUAAAGCAGGGACACUGCCCCCUCGUUUUUAAAGAGAAUUUUUGUUAUUUCAAAUUAGGUCAAAGUUAUCAUCAUGAGAAAAAAAAUAAAAACUUUAUUGGACUUUGUUACACUUAUUUUACAGCUUAUUGCUUUUGGUUUAAGGAACAUAAGGUGGGGGAAUGGUACAUGGUCAUGUUUUUGAAGUUCCGGACCUUUAAAAGUCUUAAUCUGGCUGGCUCUGCUUGAAGGAAAAUGGAGUGAUUGCUUUAUACUAGCAAAGUAAGGUGCUGUACCUCCCCUCUCUGUCCCCUAAAUCCCCCGCAACUUUAUCUCCGUACCAUAGCAUAAAGUACUGGUUUAAAAGGUGGCAGUUCAAACAAUUCCUAUCAAGCCCUGCUUCCUGACCCUUCACCUACAGCUCAACUGAGAUUGUCUCCUCUAUGUCCCAUGGGUUUAAUCCUGUAAAAAAAAAAAACACCUCAAGUCUAACCUCCAUUAGAUUAUGGCUGAACAACUCUGACCUUUGACUAUUGUCUAGUCUCAUUUUAGCCCAAACUAAGAUUAGCAGCUACCACUUGAGGGCUUAAAAGGGGGUCAACACUUUUACAAAGUGACUUUACUCUCUAAACAAGUUUAUAUACUAGGUACUGUCUUUUGUUCAACCGAAAACACUGAGGCUCAGAUAGCUUAUCAUUUGCCCAAGGUCAUAAAGUAUCGUAUAUACUCAAUAAAUAUUAACUGACCUGUUUAGCUCAUAGGAAAUGACAAAGCUGUCUGCAAACGCAAACAGCCCAACUCCCAAGCCCAUUCCCUUGGCCAUUCUUAGGGACUAUCUCCAUCUUCCUUCUGGCACAACUUGUUCCUCCCCUUCCUGUUUUUCUCACCGUAUCAAUGGAACCACCAUGGACUCAGGCGAUUAAACCAGCCUCAUUCAGGAAUCUACCUCUCCCCCAGAGCGCAUCAGUUGCCAAUUUGAAAAUUUUAAUUACUAAGUAGCUCUUGUCUGUCAGUUUUUCUCCAUUUUGACUUUUCUGUUACAGAUCUCAUGUGGACUGUCUCUGGUCUCAUCCCUCUAAAUCUCUUCUCUAUGUAUCAGGCGCAGUGACUGAAGAUGCCAUUUGUCUUAUGUCACUCUGAAUAUGUUCUCUGCUGCCCUCACUUAAGGUCCAAACUCUUUAGUGUGGUUUACAAAGCCCUCAAUGACCUAGUCCCUGCCAACCGCUCCCAUGCCAGCUUUACUGAACACCUUAUUUUUUAAAAAAAUCUCCCAACCCUUAACCACGGUCUAGUCUACCCUCAGCAGUGCCAUUCCACUUCCCCGUUUCUCUCUUACUAGCUAACUUGUAACUCUUCUUGGCUUAGACAGCACUUUUUCCAAGAAGCCUACCAUGACUCCUGCCCCUACCCAGCAUCACUCCUGGGAGUUCUCUGCAAUUCCUAAAUCACAGCACUAAUUACAACAUACUGUAUCACCUGUCAGCUCACUUCACCCUCCGGAAAACUCUGAGUCCAAGAUGGCAGAGCUCACGUCUGUCAUGGUUAAAGCUGUAUCCCAGCACCUGACAGGGCGCUAAAAGAAAGAACCAUUCUGCCACCCUCUGUGCUACCUUUCUUGAAGAAGUUUCCCAAGGUGCUUGUCUUAUCUCUCAUCUAUCCAAGAGUCUUCACCAGAAAAGAUAUUUAGUAUAAUUUUUAGUAUAAGUUCAAAACUUACUCACCAGUCAGACCUUAAGUUUUAGAAAAAAGAGGAGCAUUCUGCUAGUGCUUGGUAAACCUGACUGCCCACAGAAGUCUACGAAACAUAGGAUGGCUGCUAACUCAUAAAAGCUGUUAAAGAAAGGGCCUUAAAAGCUUAAUCUUUCUGUUUUAAUCAAAGACUUUUAUAGUGCAAAUAUAAUAAAUUCACAUGCAUUGUACUUUUACAUACUGAUAACAAGAGAAUUACAGAGACCAAAGUCGCACUGUUUUCCCAAGUGAAUCUUCACUUUAACCAAACCUACAAAGCACUUAUUGAAAUUAACAUUUCUGGCAAAGCCACAGGCUUGAAUCAAGCAGCAUCAAUGCUGUAGUAUAUAAAAA